AUGGAGAGUGUCGCCAUUAAGCAUGAGGACGGCAUGGAUGGCCAACCUGAGGGACGGAACGGCGUCUCUCCUAACUCGGAUGAACCAGCUCGAAAAAGGAGACGGAGCCGUAAAGGGCUCGACAAGAGGUUUGAAUGCACAACCCCAGGAUGCGGGAAGAGCUACUCCCGUGCCGAACAUCUAUAUCGUCACCAGCUCAACCAUAGCUCCAAGCAGAUCUUUGAGUGUCAGUACCCAAACUGCGGGCGCACCUUCGUCCGCAGUGAUUUGCUCAAGCGACACAUGGAUCGACACAUGGCAAAGGGCUCCCAGCUCAGUCGGCGUGACUCGGUUAUUAGCCAUGUAUCGCAGUCAGCACAAGCAACAGGGUCGACUUCUCCUGACACUAACCGAGUGACACCCGUACUGCCGAGGGCGGCGUCGGUAACUGAUUACCUCCCAUCUCAUGAGGUAUCCGACGGCUCUCCAACCACCACAACGCAUCCGCCGUUUGCUUUUGAGUCACAUCACAAUGGCGUGUCCGGCCAUGAUAUGGAUUCCUAUGGCGAUCCUUCGGGUUAUCAGAAUAUGCACCAACAACACGCCCCUCACUCGCCCAUCGUAACGCCUCACGGCCCAGUCCCGGUGUACCCGAUAACUUCGCCUGCGCCCCAAUAUGAUCGGUAUGAUGAGCAAUUGGACUCAUCACAGUUCGUCCCCCAGCAAGCGGUGAUACCCUUUACCCUCCCUCCGUCUCAGUUCGUCAAUGUACCUCAGACCGAAGAUGGCACAUACUCAGCAAAUCUUGACUACUCGGAACAUCCGCCCACGGACGAGAUGAUGAUGUUAGGAAACAUGGCGCUGCAAUCAAUGCCGAUGUUUGGGACGGAUGGUGAAAUUGCUAAAUCACCCUACGCUGGCUUACCAGAAGAUUUCCUUACCUUUCUUUUCAACAACUCUCCACCUGGCCGACAACCUGCGCUAAGCAAGGAAGAGGUACAAGCAUAUAACGAAAACUAUGCAAAGAUACUCAAUUCCCAAUUCACCGCGUUUAACAGGCCAGAUCUGUCAUCCCUAGGUUACUCCCCAGCCCCACAGCAACUUAUGGCUGUGAAUACAUUGUUGGGGCAGGUCCCAGAGUCAACCAUCUCAGAUUCCAAAUGCGAAGAGAUUCAGAACCUUGUCCGAAGUACUUUCCGCUCGAAACCAGGCGACCCAGAUGACCGUCGUUUCGAUGACUUGUUUGAUGGUGGAGUAAUUACGGACGACCACAUGCUAAGUAAGAGGAUGAUGCAGCUAUACAUUGCAACUUACUGGGCGCAGUUCAGCGACCAAAUGCCAAUCCUCCACCGGCCUACCUUUUCGCCUGAUAACACAGAAAACCUUCUACUCCUUUCGAUGAUGAUAAUUGGCGCCGCGUUGCUGGAUAGGAACCACGGAGCCAAAAUUGUUCGCGCAGGAGCCAAACUCUCCAACUUCUUAGCAUGGCACCUGCGGUGGGCGAUUUUCAUGGCUGGCGACUUCCAUCCACCCGCGAACCUGUUCGUCUUUCAGGCAAUGAUUCUUCUUGAGCUGUAUGAGAAAAUGUAUUCAACGAGAGAACUACACGAGCGGGCACAUAUUCACCACGCGACAAUGAUACAACUGAUGCGCCGUGGCCGGUGUCUUAUUGGGAAAUCUGCAUUGGACUCGCCGCCCAACCCGAUCGACAGUGCGAACGGCUCACGCCAAUCUUCAACGUGCGGGAUAGCGCAGACGGCAGAGGAAUGGUGGCACCAGUGGAUUGUGAACGAGGCUACCAGAAGAACUGCCUUUGCCGCAUUCAUUAUCGAUUCAAUUCAUGCGACAAUGUUUGGCCACUCAGGGGUCAUGGUGGCUCAUGAGAUGAGACUGCCGCUUCCAUGCGAUGAAUCGCUAUGGCGGGCCACCAGCAGCGCCGAGGUUGGAAAGCUGGAAUCAAGCCUCAUGGCCAGGGGAAUCAAGCCCGUGUCCUUCUUGGAUGGCUUGAAGCGCACGCUGACUCACCAGACAGUUCAAACAGACUCCUUUGGGCGGACUGUUCUCAUGUCGGGUCUGCUGAGCGUCACCUGGCAUAUGCAUCAAAGGGAUCUCCAAAUCAAUAUGCUGGGUGGGGGGGUUUCGACCUCAUUGGGUGGACGUGACAAGUGGCGGGCUACACUUACGAGGGCCUACGAUGGGUGGAAGAACAAUUAUGAUCAAUCCCUAGAGGAAAUAAUCACGUCAAUGGGCCCAUAUGAACCGGACGAAGCGACCCAACAUGAGAUCAAUGUGGCCUUCGAAAACCGAACGGUAAUGCACCGGCUGGCUCACAUUGCCAUGCACGCAGACAUUGUGGACCUGCAGAUGUAUGCGCGAGCAAAGAGGCUAUUGGGUCGCUCCAUUGGUCCACAUGAAUUUAACAGUGCUUCGCGACGAAUCAAGGACGCCUGGGCCCCGUCUGCGAGGGCACGCGAUGCAAUGUGGUAUGCUUUGAAAUUUCUGUGUUCAGUCUUGAUUCCAGAUGCUGUUGCGCCGACGCACAUCAAGACGUAUCGCACAACGAAACCCUACAAGGCCAAGGACGAUGUCUUGCUCAAUCGUCCGUGGGUUCUCUAUUUUGCUGCUCUCGUUGUUUGGUGCUACGGGUACGCUCUCGAAGGUCCAUGCCCGGAUGCCCCUUAUCCAUCAGACGACAAGGAAAUGAUGCAGCAGAUGCGGGAGUACCUCAUCAAAUACGGCAGCAUCAAGGAUCCAAAUGAGCUUCGCGAAAUCACAGGCCUCAAUCAGAACACGGCCGUAUUGUUAGUUCUCAAGGACACUUUUGCAGAAACGCGCUGGGAGCUUCUUCACGAGGGCUCUAAAUUACUGAGCAACUGUAUCACUCUCAACUCAGGAACUGGUUUAUAA
Clonostachys byssicola is the source of this 2886-nucleotide messenger RNA. Lineage: Eukaryota; Fungi; Ascomycota; Sordariomycetes; Hypocreales; Bionectriaceae. The record is from the annotation of a GenBank genome assembly.